This is a messenger RNA of Linnemannia hyalina, 1008 nucleotides long. NCBI's taxonomy places the organism in Eukaryota, Fungi, Mortierellomycota, Mortierellomycetes, Mortierellales, Mortierellaceae. The record is from the annotation of a GenBank genome assembly.
AUGGCCGUCCUUCUCGUGCCGGUAAUCGCGGCACAGCUCGCUAUGUUUUACGGCCUUGACGACUACGGGUUCGAUCAGGACGACAAAGACGAGAACCCAGCUCUUCACCGUCCGUUUCUGCUUGAUGCCUCAUUUGACGUACGCGUAUAUUUCGACGAGUUCACCUGUGUCCAGCUGGAGGAGAUCCUUGAGGUCCUCCAGGUUCCCCCAAGGACCAAAAGCCGUGACAGUGACAGGGACAACGUCGAUUCGCUUAUGCUCGCUCUAUACUACCUCAGCCAACGCAUCUUUCACCAGGACGAGCACCUAGGUCGAGAGUUGGUCAUGCACGACCCAGUCUUCUUCCUAGAACGGUGGCCCGGGCCCUCUUGUCGAUAUAUCAACCGCCUAGAAUACCGUCCUUAUAUUGCUCAAUGGCGAUGGACCGCUCCCAACUAUGCUUCUUCGGGAGAAGAAACCUCCUCUGACGAAUCUUACCAAGGAGACUACGACGAUGACGACCUGGACAGUACCUUUGACGAUGACCUCAAGAACGACAUCAACAACAGCACCAGCGACACCAAGAACAGCGCCAGCAACACUACAACAGCGCCAGCAACACCAACAACAGCACCAGCAACAUCAACGACCCAUCAAGCAGUCCGAGAAAGAUGGGCAGCACAUCGGUUCCCUCAACUUGGUCGACAGCAGACGCCCCUCUCGCACCUGAACGAGGAUUGGGGUCUCCACUCCAAGGAGCACACGCUACGGUUUGCAAGGGGCUUCAUCCGGUGUCAGCAUCAGAGCCUUGUUUUACUGCAUAUCACCAAGUGGAUAAUCUCUGUCCCAAAGAUGAACAUGUUGAUCAGGAACUGUUCUCGUCUGAAGCAGUUAUUCCUGCGGUCCGUUGAGAUUGUACCCGUGAAUUCAGACUUUAACACUGCUGCGUUUCCUGACCUUCAAGACGAGGAGAGGGAGGAGGAGAUGGAGACGGAACAGGUUGAGGAGGGGCAAGUGGAUGAGGAAUAG